This is a messenger RNA of Chlorella variabilis, 687 nucleotides long. RefSeq lists its product as hypothetical. Gene Ontology annotation, molecular function: alpha-1,3-mannosylglycoprotein 2-beta-N-acetylglucosaminyltransferase activity. The transcript has 7 exons. The record is from RefSeq and is a predicted model, not a curated record. Gene Ontology annotation, cellular component: Golgi apparatus. The annotation marks the transcript as partial. Lineage: Eukaryota; Viridiplantae; Chlorophyta; Trebouxiophyceae; Chlorellales; Chlorellaceae.
CUGCAGGAUGACAUGGAGCUGUCGCCCGACUUCUUUCCCUACUUUGAAGCCACAGCCGCUGUGCUGGAUGCAGACCCCUCCCUCUACUGCGUCUCCAGCUGGAACGAUCACGGCCAGGACCGCUUUGUGGCCAAUGCCACCCAGCUGUACCGCUCCGACUUCUUCCCAGGCCUGGGCUGGAUGCUCAACCGCCGGGUGUGGGAGUCGAUCAGGAGCAUGUGGCCGCGGGGGUACUGGGACGAUUUCAUGCGGCUGGAUGCGACGCGGCAGGGGCGGCAGUGCAUCAGGCGCGCGGCAGUGUGCCGCACCUACAAUUUUGGCGACAUUGGCAGCAGCAGCGGCCAGUACUUCCGCCUCUUCCUCAAGCCCAUCAAGCUCAACUCAGGCACGGGGGCACAGGGGCGGCCGUGGUGCAGCGCACAGAUGGACCUGGGCUUCCUGGAGCAAGCCCAGUACCAGCAGCGCUUCGAGGCGGAGCUGGCAGCGGCGCAGCCGCUCAGGGGGCUGGACGAGAUGGCCACUGCGGUCCCAGGGCGCGACUACGUGCUGCGCUACGACAGCCAGCAGGCGUACGAGGCCCUGACGGGCAAGCUGCGGAUGCUGCGCGAGUGGCGGGACGGCGUACCGCGCGGCGCGUACCGUGGCACGGUGGCCAUCCGCAACCCGGCAGGCGCCCGCAUCUUCCUG